CUAUGUCCUCGGCUUUUCUCGAUGACGAUUCCUGAUUCGUGGCCCUGGCAGUCUUGGGGGAAACACUGUCCCUUUUCUUCAGUCCAGACCCCCCGAGCCUCCUUUCUCUCAGCGUCACCCCCACCCAGUUGACCAAACCACUUUCUCGGACACAUCAUCCAGCAAGACAUGGUGGUGAACCCUAGCUGUAAGUCUUCAUGAUUGAGCGACUCUUUUGCACAACACAAAGCGCUCGGAAGGAGUGAAUGAGAUGUGCAGCUCGGAGCGUUGUUUCUGAAGGGAGGAGUCGUUGUCUUGAAGAGGAGUCCUCCAUGAGCCUGGCCGAGGCCCGGGAUCUGUGUGAAGUGGACUAAGGAUUUAGUAGGAUGUCAACUGAGACAGAACUUCAAGUAGCUGUGAAAACCAGCGCCAAGAAAGACUCCAGAAAGAAAGGUCAGGAUCGCAGUGAAGCCACUUUGAUAAAGAGAUUUAAAGGUGAAGGGGUCCGGUACAAGGCCAAGCUGAUCGGGAUUGAUGAGGUUUCUGCGGCUCGGGGAGACAAGUUAUGUCAAGAUUCCAUGAUGAAACUCAAGGGCGUUGUUGCUGGCGCGCGUUCCAAAGGAGAACACAAACAGAAAAUCUUUUUAACCAUCUCCUUUGGAGGUAUCAAAAUCUUUGACGAGAAGACAGGGGCCCUUCAGCAUCAUCAUGCUGUUCAUGAAAUUUCCUACAUCGCAAAGGACAUCACAGAUCACCGGGCCUUUGGAUACGUUUGCGGGAAGGAAGGGAAUCACAGAUUUGUUGCCAUAAAAACAGCCCAGGCGGCUGAACCUGUUAUUCUGGACUUGAGAGAUCUCUUUCAACUUAUUUAUGAAUUGAAGCAAAGAGAAGAGUUGGAAAAAAAGGCACAAAAGGAUAAGCAGUGUGAACAAGCUGUGUAUCAGACAAUUUUGGAAGAGGAUGUUGAAGAUCCUGUGUACCAGUACAUUGUGUUUGAGGCUGGACACGAGCCAAUCCGUGAUCCUGAAACGGAAGAAAACAUUUAUCAGGUUCCCACCAGCCAAAAGAAGGAAGGUGUUUAUGAUGUGCCAAAAAGUCAACCUGUAAGUAACGGUCACCUGUUUGAGGAUUUUGAAGAACGGUUUGCUGCCGCCACCCCGAACAGAAACCUGCCGAUGGACUUUGAGGAGAUUUUGGAGGCAAUGAAGGCUGUGACCCAAUUAGAACUUUUUGGGGACAUGUCCACCCCUCCUGAUAUAACCUCUCCCCCCACUCCUGCAACUCCAGGUGAUGCCUUUAUCCCGUCUUCAUCUCAGACACUCCCGGCGAGUGCAGACAUGUUUAGUUCUGUACCUUUCGGCACUGCUGCUGUACCCUCAGGUUAUGUUGCAAUGGGCGCCGUCCUCCCAUCCUUCUGGGGCCAGCAGCCCCUCGUCCAACAGCAGAUCGCCAUGGGUGCUCAGCCACCAGUCGCUCAGGUGAUGCCGGGGGCUCAGCCCAUCGCAUGGGGCCAGCCGGGUCUCUUCCCUGCCACUCAGCAGCCCUGGCCAACUGUGGCCGGGCAGUUUCCGCCAGCCGCCUUCAUGCCCACACAAACUGUUAUGCCUUUGCCAGCCGCCAUGUUCCAAGGUCCCCUCACCCCCCUUGCAACCAUCCCAACCACGGGUGACUCCACCAGGUCAAGUCCACAGACCGAGAAGCCCAGACAGAAAAUGGGGAAGGAAAUGUUUAAGGAUUUCCAGAUGGCCCAGCCUCCACCCGUGCCCUCCCGCAAACCCGACCAACCCUCCCUCACCUGUACCUCAGAGGCCUUCUCCAGUUACUUCAACAAAGUCGGGGUGGCACAGGAUGCGGAUGACUGUGAUGACUUUGACAUCUCCCAGUUGAAUUUGACCCCUGUGACUUCUACCACGCCAUCAACCAAUUCACCUCCAACCCCAGCCCCUCGACAGAGCUCUCCAUCCAAAUCAUCUGCGUCCCAUGCUAGCGAUCCCACCACGGAUGACAUCUUUGAAGAGGGCUUUGAAAGUCCCAGCAAGAGUGAAGGGCAAGAAGCUCCUGAUGGAUCACAGGCCUCAUCCAACAGUGAUCCAUUUGGGGAGCCCAGUGGGGAGCCCAGUGGUGAUAAUAUAAGUCCGCAGGCCGGUAGCUAGAUAGCACAGGUCUGGGAGCUGGAGCCUCUCUAUGCGCGGAUCAACAGACCUAAGAAGUAGCAUCGAGGUGAGCUCACGGCCGGUGCUUCAAGACUGGCAUGGACAUCAGCAUCGCGACAGGCUCUCUUGUAUUCUUCCACCUCACCUCAUCUCACGACGAAAUUCAUGAUUGCCCAAUGGGACUCAUUUGGAAGAGGGAACUAAGAGUUUUUGGCAACCAAUGGCAGAUAACUAUGGCAGCAC
Lontra canadensis (Northern American river otter) is the source of this 2375-nucleotide messenger RNA. RefSeq names its product DAB adaptor protein 1 (gene DAB1). The transcript is spliced from 18 exons. Gene Ontology annotation, biological process: ventral spinal cord development; lateral motor column neuron migration. The coding region runs from base 366 to 2132 and encodes 588 amino acids. The record is from RefSeq and is a predicted model, not a curated record. NCBI's taxonomy places the organism in Eukaryota, Metazoa, Chordata, Mammalia, Carnivora, Mustelidae.